This is a messenger RNA of Adineta ricciae, 1008 nucleotides long. The record is from the annotation of a GenBank genome assembly. Lineage: Eukaryota; Metazoa; Rotifera; Eurotatoria; Adinetida; Adinetidae.
AUGUCUGUAGUUAGUAUACUUUCAUCUAUUCAAUUCUAUCUUACAAAUGCACUGGGGGCACUUCUGAUUGUCGGAGUGAUUGGAAACAUCCUGAAUUGUUUGGUAUUUCUUCGCAAACGAUUACGAUCCAACCCAUGUUCAGUCCUGUUCGCUGCAGCUUCAGUUGCCAAUGCGGUGGUCAUGAUUUACUUCAUCGUUCCCACCAUUCAUUCGUUAUACAAUUCGCCACCAGAAAAUGCCAACUGGAUCUAUUGCAAACUUCGUUUAUAUAUUCGUAAUGCUCUAUUAGUCAUCUCUCGGUCUUAUCUGUCAUUGGCUUGUGUAGCAUGCUACGCUCAAUCAUCCCGUAAUGCUCGAAUACGAGAACUUUUCCGACCAAAGAUCGUUUUUCGACUUAUCAUUCUUGUUCCAAUCAUUUGGUUUAUUAUUCCUCUACACAUUCCAUUGUUAACAACAAUUCAAAAUGGAAAAUGCUUAAUGUGGGCAGGCGCAGCAGCUCUCUAUCACUCGAUUUACAUUUGCUUUGUUGCUGCCAUUCUGCCCACAGGUACAAUGAUAGUAUUCAGUCUGUUAGCAUUCAGAAAUCUACAACAAAUGAAACGAAAUGUUCAACCCGCUGAUGAUUUACCGGCACAUAAUACUGAAAAAUUACGCCUUCAACAACGUGAUCGACAACUGAGCAAGAUGUUAUUCGUACAAAUUAUCGUUUAUAUGAUCUUUACCUUCUCAUAUCCAUUGAAUACACUCUACAAUGCUGUUGUUUUAAUUAUUGGUGGAACUAAAUCAACUGAACGAACGACCAUUGAAAACUUUGUACUAUUUCUGACAUCCAGUUUUCUUCUGAAUUUCUACAGUGCUGCGUCAUUUUUCGUCUUUUCAACAUCCACGGCAUUUCGAAAAGAACUAAGACAAGUCUUUGCUUUCAUCGUACCAAUAACAAACACAAACACAAAGCGUGGACAUACAACUUACAAAUUGCUUAUCAGUCCGAAUAAUACCAAGGCUUAA